GUUUUCACGCAUUUAUUUUACUACUCGCAGUACGCUAAGGAUGCCUCUCCAAGUAGGAACGUGGGUCUGUAUUCAAAGCAGAUCAAGAGAGGGCUACAUUUUGUAUGUGUCGUCUGCCUUCCGAGAUAUCCUGGGCUAUAAUCCAGUUGAAGCCAUUGGGAAGCCAGCAAGCCAGUUUCUCGACAGUGACGACUUUGUCGUGUACAACGACUUGUACUUAACCAUCACGUUUUUCUGCGGUGAAAUCAACUUCCAUGUUAGGGCUCGGACUAGACGGUUCAAUUUCUCGGGCAGUGAUGGCAAUAUGCAGGCGACGCUAGAGCAGAUUCAGCAAGCAAUUGACUGCAAUCAUGACGAUCACCAUGACACUGCAGAGGCGCAGCACCAGCCAGAAAGGCGUCCAUGCCAAGCAUGCUUAGUUCUUGACCUGGUCAGUCGACUGCGCGAGCCUAUGCCCCUUGGCCCAAAUGUAAUCUUCGCAACAAACAGCAUCGAGCAGAUCAUCGGGGUUGAGGCAACAGAGUUCCAGGGCUUGCCAUUCCUCUCUGCUGUUGCACCCGCAGAUGUCACAAAGGCAGGCGAGUUCUUGCAGAAUAUCUCGACAAGCAAUGCAAUUGCAUUUGUUACAAUUCAGCUGUUGCAAAAUCCGUUCUCGGAAGAGAGUCCAGAUGGCUCACGGCAGGUGGAGGUUGAAAUCAUGGGUGCCGGAUACGAUGACGGUGCAAUCCUACUCUGUCAGCCAGUGCAGCAGCACAGACUCGGUGACACGCAGCCAUUCGCAGGCCAUGCAGCAAACUACGAUGACGACACUGGCUAUCUCAGCCUGGAGGAGCUCAUAUCGACCGAUGCCGAGACAAGCGGAGUUGAUGCUACCUGGCAUGACGCCUAGCUCAACUGAGCGCUGGAAAUAACCAUUGGGCAAGGCAGUAAUGAUUUACACGAGAAUCUAUUUGAAUCCUCCAAAAAUACGAUAAAAGGGACU
Linderina pennispora is the source of this 982-nucleotide messenger RNA. RefSeq lists its product as uncharacterized. The transcript has 4 exons. NCBI's taxonomy places the organism in Eukaryota, Fungi, Kickxellomycota, Kickxellomycetes, Kickxellales, Kickxellaceae. Bases 41 to 889 code for a protein of 282 amino acids. The record is from RefSeq and is a predicted model, not a curated record.